CACCCGUGGUGAAGCAGCGCAUGCUAUUGGGAGGAAGAACCAACUUUGUGGGGUGGCCUACAACACAAAAUAGCUUACUACGCGCUGUGAACAUGGCUGCAGUUACAACCAACGGUACCGAACAAGACUCCACACCGACAAACGAGCAAAAUGGAACAUUGGACAAAGGAGAAAAUGGGAAUAAGAAGCAGGGCCCCACAGACUCGAAACAGGAACCGGGUGACAACAAGGACGGACCAGAAAUGGACGUGAGCAACCGAGACCGCAAAGAGGAGAAGCAUUCAGUCGCACCAGAAGUCGCAAAAGAAUCGGUUUUGUCCACGGAAAAUGGUAACAAAGAAGAACCGGCCUGUGAAAUGGCUGGACCGGUUAAAAGUCCCGUGGAGGGAAUCCCUGCGAGCAGCACCGAAACCGGGGAGAGCAUCGUGGAGUUGAAACAAGAACAAAGAGAGGAGAGCGGGUCCUCGCCUCCCAGCUCGGACAAGACCAAAAGCGAGGAAUCCACGGAGAAAACCGACCGCGGUAUCAAAAGACGGGCCAGUGUGGAGAUAUCAUCCUCGGAUGGAGAACCUCUCAGUCGAAUGGAUUCGGAAGACAGGAACAGAGCAGGGGAGCAGCUGGAGGCAGGCAGCCUUACGAGUAUUAGCAGUACUCUGAUGGACAUGGAGAGCACAGCGUCCAGCGGGCGCUCCACACCUGCCAUGAUGAAUGGGCACGGCCCGGGCACCGCCACCCCGUCGGUGGGUAAGGGCGUAGCAUACACCUGCUGCUGGGACCAGUGCCAGCUCCUCUUUACCACCAGCCCAGACCUGGCUGAGCACAUCAGGGGCGUGCACGUGGACGGACAACGGGGAGGGGUGUUUGUGUGUCUGUGGAAAGGCUGCAAGGUGUACAACACCCCGUCGACCAGUCAGAGCUGGCUUCAGAGACACAUGGUCUCACACAGUGGAGACAAACCAUUCAAGUGUGUGGUGGGGGGUUGCAAUGCCACGUUUGCCUCCCAGGGGGGGCUGGCGCGCCACGUACCCACCCACUUCAGCUCCCAGAACUCCAACAAGCUGGCCAAUCAGGGCAAGAUGAAGGAGGAUUCACCUUCGAAAGCGGGGCUUAACAAGAGGCGGAAACUCAAGAAUAAACGCAGGAGGUCUUUACCACGACCUCACGACUUCUUUGAUGCCCAGACCAUGGAUGCUAUCAGACACCGGGCCAUCUGCCUCAACCUGGCGACACAUAUAGAGAGCCUGGGCAACGGACACAGUGUGGUGUUUCACAGCACGGUAAUAGCGAGGAGGAAGGAAGAUUCUGGGAAGGUUAAAGUCCUCCUCCACUGGACUCCUGAGGACAUACUUCCUGAUGUGUGGGUGAAUGAGAGUGACCGGCCGCAGCAGAAGACCAGGGUGGUCCAUCUCUCCCAGUUGCCCCAGGACACACAUGUACUGCUGGACCCCAACAUAUACAGGGUGUUCUUCUAGAGACUAAGAACAACCAAUCAAGAGACUUCGAAGGAGCCUGCCGAUAUCACCUCUCAUAGGAAGUCCCUAUGUUCUGUCUUGUCUGGACAGGAGUGAAAACCAGAGAUUAAUACCUCUUAUUUCCCCCUUUUUUCUUGGUUCAAUUUCUGCUCUUUUCACUUUCUUUUCAAUGUCAAAUUCCUCCAAAUGACAAAGUGAAUUUAGUAUUUGUUUUUAAUUGUUUCUGAAAAUACACUAUGUACACAGUAGUGUGUGGACACUCCUACAAAUUAGCGGAUUUGGCUAUUUCAGCCACACCCAUUGCUGACAGAUGUAUUAAAUUGAGCACACAGCCAUGCAAUCUCCAUAGACAAACAUUUGCAGUGGAAUGGCCUUACUGAAGAGCUCAGUGACUUUCAACAUUGCACCGUCAUAGGACGCCACCUUUCCAACAAGUCAGUUUUCUGCCCUGCUAGAGCUGUCAUGGUCAGCUGUGAGUGGUUUUAUUGUGAACUGGAAAUGUCUAGGAUCAACAACGGCUCAGCCGCGAGGUGGUAGGCCACAAAAGCUCACAGAAUGGGAGUGCUGAAGCACAUAGUGUGUAAAAAUCAUCUGUCCUCGGUUUCAGCACUCACUACGGAGUUCCAAACUGCCUCUUGACGCAACAUCAGCACAAGAACUGUUCGUCGGGAGUUUCAUUAAGUGGGUUUCCAUGACCCGAGGCUUGUGUGCAGCUGCUAAGGUCACCAUGCGCCAAGCCAAGCAUUGGCUGGUGUAAAGCUCACCGCCAUUGGACUCUGGCGCAGUGGAAACGCGUUCUCUGGAGUGAUGAAUCACGCUUCACCAUCUGUCAGUCCGACAGCCAAAUCUAGGUUUGGCGGAUGCCAGGAGAACAAUACCUGCCCAAACGCGUAGUGCCAACUGUAAAGUUUGGAGGAAGAAUACCCUUUUCAUGGUUUAGGCUAGGGCCCUUUGUUCCAGUGAAGGGAAAUAUUAACCCUACAGCAUACGAUAUUCUAGACGAUAUGUGCUUCAACUUUGUGGCAACAGUUUGGAGAAGACCCUUUCCUGUUUCAGCAUGACAAUGCCCGCAUGCACAAAGCGAGGUCCAUACAGAAAUGGUUUGUCGAGAUCAGUGUGAAAUAACUUGACUUGCCUGCCCAGUGCCCUGACCUCAACUCAAUCGAACCUUUGGGAUGAAUUGGAACGCCGACUGCGAGCCAGGCCUCAUCGGCCAACAUCCGUGCCUGCCCGACCUCACUAAUACACUUGUGACUGAAUGGAAACAAGUCCCCGCAGCAAUGUUUCAACAUCUAGUGGAAAGCCUUCCCAGAAGACUGGAGUCUGUUAUAGCAGCAAAGGGGGAGACCAACUCCAUAUUAAUGCCCAUGAUUUUGGAAUGAGAUGUUUGACGAGCAGGUGUCCACAUACUUUUGGUCAUGUAGUGUAGGCCAAAUGUAUUAUAUACUAGGUGCUAAACAUUUGAGCCAGUAGGUGGGUGCUUUUGUAAGUUUAAGGUAGUACAACUAGACUACGAAGCUUAACAGCACAGUUACUUGAUGUUGUAGAGACCAAGUUGCAUUUUGUAGAGAAACUUGUCUUUGUAAAUACUCCUGGAGAUUGGUAAUAUAUUUUUUAUACCUGGAAAUUCUACUGUAGAGGAUUUAUUAUUUCUGCUCCAAUGUUUUUAAAAUGUUUUAAACUGUAAUAAUUGUACAUAAUGCAAUAGGAAAAUAGUUUUGAUGGACGAUAUCAAUUCCUUAUUAUUUCUUUAAAGGCUGUUUAAGUACA
Oncorhynchus masou masou (cherry salmon) is the source of this 3242-nucleotide messenger RNA. RefSeq names its product zinc finger protein AEBP2-like. The record is from RefSeq and is a predicted model, not a curated record. Gene Ontology annotation, biological process: regulation of transcription by RNA polymerase II. Gene Ontology annotation, cellular component: ESC/E(Z) complex. NCBI's taxonomy places the organism in Eukaryota, Metazoa, Chordata, Actinopteri, Salmoniformes, Salmonidae. The transcript has 9 exons. Bases 21 to 1472 code for a protein of 483 amino acids.